This is a messenger RNA of Catharus ustulatus (Swainson's thrush), 1581 nucleotides long. RefSeq names its product androgen induced 1 (gene AIG1). Bases 168 to 977 code for a protein of 269 amino acids. Lineage: Eukaryota; Metazoa; Chordata; Aves; Passeriformes; Turdidae. Gene Ontology annotation, cellular component: endomembrane system; membrane. The transcript has 7 exons. The record is from RefSeq and is a predicted model, not a curated record.
CCUGCGCUCCGCCCCGGCCGGGGCCGCGGAGGCGCUGGGAGUCCCGCCCGCACGGCGCGCACACACACCCGGGGAUACACACACACACACCGGGACACACGGAAACACACACACGGGGCACUGGGACACAGACACAGGCACACGAACGUGCACCCCGCGCCGCAAACAUGGCGCUGGUGCCCUGCCAGGUGCUGCACGCCGCCAUCCUCCUGUCCUAUUGCUCCAUCCUGUGCAAUUACAAGGCCAUAGAUAUGCCCGCGCAUCAGACCUAUGGAGGCAGCUGGAAAUUUCUGACCUUCAUAGACCUGGUUAUCCAGGCUGUCUUCUUUGGGAUUUGCGUCUUGACUGACCUGUCCAGUCUUCUCACUAGAGGGAAUGACAGUCAAGAGCAAGAGAGGCAGCUGAAAAAACUCAUUUCCCUCCGUGACUGGAUGAUGGCUGUUCUAGCUUUCCCUGUGGGAGUGUUUGUUGUGACGAUGUUUUGGAGCAUCUAUAUCUAUGACAGGGAGCUGGUUUACCCAAAGCUACUUGAUAAUUUUAUACCAGCAUGGCUGAAUCACGGAAUGCCUGAAAAAAGUCUGCCUCUUUUUCUCUCCUACUUGGAUAGAAUGCUAGAGCUUACCAAGAAUAUAUUGUACCUUCUCAUAAAUGGGGCACAGCACACAACAGUUUUGCCCUUUGUAUUAAUCGAGAUGAGAACAACACAUCAUCAGUAUCCCAGCAGGAGCUGUGGACUUGCUGCAGUGUGCACCUUCGCUGUUGGCUAUAUUUUAUGGGUGUGCUGGAUUCACCAUGUUACAGGAGUGUGGGUGUACCCACUUCUUGAGCACCUCAGCCCGGGUAUUAAAAUAAUCUUUUUUGCAGCUGUUACUGUAGUAAUUAACGUAUUCUACUUGGUGGGAGAAGUCCUGAACAACUACAUCUGGGAUACACAAAAAUGUGUUGAAGAAGGAAAAGAAAAGCCGAAAUUGGAGUGAACAAUAAAAGGCAACACAGAGGAUUGUUUAUGGCUCCAUGAAAGAUUUCUCAUCCCCAACAGAGCUUGGCCUGGAGAGGAAUCUUUUGGAAAGGAGGAAGUUUCAUGGGUCCACUUUUCAGUGCAAGGAUAUUUUUGGAUUUUAUACGGGGGGGAAAUUAUUUUAGCUAAGAAUAAUAUUAAUGUUUCAACCACCUUCAAUUUCUCCAUGCUUGCAUGUGACAUACACAUAUAGGAUGUAUAUUUAUCUCCAAGGCAUUCUCAACAUGGAUUUCUUGGAUCAAAUAAGUCAUUAAACCAUUAAGUCAUUAGAUCUUUUUACUUCUGCCAAGAAGAAGGAGUCCAUUCUCUGUAUUGUUUGAGAAAAGCUUAACCAGAUAGGUUGAAUACAGGGAAGCAAAGCAAUCCUAUAUAUUUCAAAUUACAGCAUAGAAGUUAAUUGCAUGAAUGUAUCUAAAGAAGAGUUCAUUCUGAUUGAAAUAUUAAUGUAACACUAUGUAACAGUUGCCUUAAAUUUGUUAUGUUAAUAAUUUUACCAGUCCAGUGAAAUCUUACUUUCAGUGUUAAGAUCUUAAGACCUAAAUAAAAAUGAAAUUAUCCUUGCA